AAUCGACAAAUGGCUUUUGUGCCUAGAAUUGCAGUGGUCCUUUUGGCCAUUAUUGCAGCCGGACAAUUGCAAACUCCAUGCCCAGAAAACGAGAAUUCCUGGAUAACGUUUUGGGACCACAACGACAAUGUACUGAGACUCCAAACAACUGGUUGGAAUUUCCCGAGUGUCAAUGUUUGCACAUGGUACCGACGUGAGAGCUGUAAUAAGACCGGGGUCAAUGUAUCGCUCUGGAACUAUCUUGUUGAACAAGAACGAAAAAGAGAUUAUUCUUGGUUGCCUAAGUAUUAUUGGACAUUCGGCGAAAAUGACUCUAUGUGGAGAUACGCUGCGCAAGGUUUGGAGGUAAACUACCUGCUAUAUAAAGAAAACGAUAGCAGCUGUGCUGUACUUGAGCAUUACUACUACACGUUUGAAGACGAGAGCCAGAAAUACAAACUAGGGCAGAUGUGUAUGAACGCACCAGAUGCUGGACACUGCCAAAGAGAUUACAUGUAUUACGACCUGCUCGUCAGUGAAAACAAGAGUGAUGUGCCGCCACAAUGUUAUGAAUUUUUUGAAAAAAAGAAGGGCGACCGCAACGAGAGUAAAAAUGCAGGGAUCAAUACCUGCAAGCCCAAAAUCGGGUGAUCUAAUCAACACUGCGUACUCACAAGAAAUAAAACUAAUUUUUUCUGAAGCUCUUUGGACAUACACAAAUGACCAUAUUGGGAAUAUUCUUACAAAAUGACAAUUAUACAACUACCAGUAUCGGUGUUGGCUGCAAAGAAAAUUCUAUAAUAAAGAGGAACUCCGCUUGA
This is a messenger RNA of Dermacentor albipictus, 800 nucleotides long. The record is from RefSeq and is a predicted model, not a curated record. NCBI's taxonomy places the organism in Eukaryota, Metazoa, Arthropoda, Arachnida, Ixodida, Ixodidae.